Messenger RNA from Diabrotica virgifera virgifera (western corn rootworm), 1977 nucleotides. RefSeq lists its product as uncharacterized. The coding region runs from base 1 to 1977 and encodes 658 amino acids. The transcript has 9 exons. The record is from RefSeq and is a predicted model, not a curated record. Lineage: Eukaryota; Metazoa; Arthropoda; Insecta; Coleoptera; Chrysomelidae.
AUGUCUGUAAGGACAAUGACAGCCAUUUGUUUCGUCUGCAAUCUUCCGAUUCUAUCGCAUCAAGUUGGUUUGGUAUGGCAAGGUGGAAAUGGAUGGGACGAUUUGGUUCGCGAACAGGUGGAAGAAUCAACUAUAAGACAAAGACUUGGUGGUCGACGAGACUCAGCCACACAAAUAUGCAGCAUAUCACCUCCAACAGAAAUUCAGGAAACGUCUCCCCCAACAACAGGCCAAACAAGGAGAAGACGAAGUUCCUUAGCUCAAUUAACAGAUAUUCUACGGGAAUGGGGUGGAAGUACAAAAAAGCAACAAAAGCAAUUAUGUCGAAGAGAAACUUUGGCAGAUCUGGCGAGAUCAUUGCCUUGGGGACGGCAAACUACGCAAGAAUCAGGACCAACCCCCUGCAUAUCAACACAAAGGAAACGAAGAGAGUCUAGUGCUGACUCCGGAAUAAGAAGCAUGGGCUCAAAAUCUCGAAGGGACUCCCAUUACACAGCCAUUUCCGACUUUAGAACUGAAGUAGCUAAACUAUGGCAGCCUAAGGAAAGUACUCCCACUACCACCAUCGUAAGCCCAAGUAGUAUUAGCUAUGUAGCCCCUUCGAGACGAGAUAGUGGGGAAUCCAAUCGCAGCGGUCGACGGGAUUCCACGAGUCAUUCGCAUCAUGCUUCUAGGCGAGGAUCGGGAGAAAGUGGGAAGAGUGGUAGAAGAGAUUCCACAACUGCAAUCACGCCUCCACCACCCAAGAUUGUGGCUGCUAAAAAGAAACGAAGGGAUUCGAGAACUGUUACUGAAACACCAUAUUAUAGGCAAGAGCAAAGACCAUCAACUUCUUCCACAGCGUCAGAUUCGGCACCACAGCAAUUUUUGGGGUUUCCAAGCAUAACUAACACUAUUACUACUUCUGAUAUGGGCACACAAGGCGGUCUUCCAAUGCCUCCAACUAUUAUAACUUCCAGCGUAACACCUCCAGCAACUUCCCCUACAGUUCCUACAACUUCUGCGACUACUCCACCUCAUCCACUGUUAUCGACAAGAAGGGAUUCUACAACUCAGUGUGGACGAUUAGGUCGAAGAGAUUCCAGAUCACACGCAAGUCCUGAACGCAAACAUUCUCGUCUUCAACGUCAAAAUACAGCAUAUGACGAGAGCUGUCUUCCUCCUGGAGGUUGGAAUCGUCGUGGAUCCCAACCACAACAACCAGCCCUAAGUCCUGAUGUAGAUGAAAGUGGAAGAAAAGCACGAAGGGACUCGCUAAGCCCAGAUUCUGCUUCUAGAGGGGGUAGACGAGAUUCCAGAUCGCAUCUUAGUCCUGACCGAUCUGGAGACCGAGAUCUUAGCCCUGUCAGAAGAGGCCGAAGGACUUUACGAAGACAAUCAACAAGUGUAGCUGCAAGAACUCAUGGACCGCGUUCUCCGGAUUCUUCCAGCUGCUGCUCCAGCAGAGAUCCAAGUCCUUGUAAUAGAGGACCCCCACCGACUACUGAAAACUACCGACCAGCAAUCAGAAGACAAUCUACUACGGAAGAAAUCCUCAUCGCGAGAGGAUUCCGAAGACAAUCAACCACAGAGGAAAUGAUCAGAUGCCGAAAUUUUCGACGCCAAAGUUCUCAGAGCGAUGACUGCCAGCGGUAUCGCGGACGCAGAGAUUCGGCUACGCAGAUUAUGGAUGGUACCAUUGCUUCUAUGACUGUAGAAACUUCUAGUACGUUCUUUGAUUCUAGCACGCAAACAGAGAAAUACGAACGUAAAUACACUUGCAAUAUGCACAAAAAAACAAGAUCGAUGAAAAACAGGAAGAAAUUUAAUAAGUCACCCAACAACAUAAAAGAUAACGAUGGAAAUCUUAUCUCGGAGCUAUCAAGGAUCUUAAAAACAUGGAAAUCCUACAUAGAAAAAUUACUUGCAUCAGAUAGAACUGAUCAAAUAGAUAUAUGCGCUCUACAGGAAACAAAAAGAAGGGAAAAUGACAAUUAA